CACACCCCACCACACACACACACACACACCCCACAAAACACUCAUACACACCACCAAACACACAGUAGUCAACAAACACACACACACUCACACACACCCCACUCACACUCACACACCCCACCAAAC
This is a messenger RNA of Polyodon spathula (Mississippi paddlefish), 126 nucleotides long. RefSeq lists its product as uncharacterized. Lineage: Eukaryota; Metazoa; Chordata; Actinopteri; Acipenseriformes; Polyodontidae. The record is from RefSeq and is a predicted model, not a curated record. The annotation marks the transcript as partial. The transcript has 2 exons.